This is a messenger RNA of Adineta steineri, 1147 nucleotides long. NCBI's taxonomy places the organism in Eukaryota, Metazoa, Rotifera, Eurotatoria, Adinetida, Adinetidae. The record is from the annotation of a GenBank genome assembly.
AUGUCUGAUCUAAUAUCAUUAUUAGAUAAAGAACGAAAACGACCAUUAGUAUGUUCAGAUAGUUUAAAAAAUUUAAAAACAACUAUUAUUGAAAAUAUAACAUCAAAUGAAUGUAAAUUUUUAAAUGAUUAUUCGGAUGAAAUUGAAAAGAAAAAACGAAAAGAAUUGCAAAUAACCCCAAAUCGUAAUGUUUUUAUUGAACAUGAUUCGAAAACAUUCUCAUCUCAACGAGUUGUUACUUUAAAAGAACACGAUGAACAACAAAGUCUCGAACAAUCGAAUACAGAUAAUAUUCUAAAUCCACUAAAACGUAUUGUUAUACCUCAAACUAUAUCAUACGACAAAGAACAAAAUCAGGAAAAAAACGAUAAUCAAGUCAUUUCACUCUCCAAGAAACGUAUUGUUAUCAUCGAUAAUACAGAUUCAAAUGAAAAAGAAUCAACAAUUGUUUCACAAUCUCAAUUAGUUUCAUCUGUACCUUUAUUCGAUUCAUUAACAUUUUCUUCAUUAUUAUCAUCUUCUUCUUCUACUCAUACAUCAAGUCAUAUAAUAAAUCAAGAAUAUUUAACACGCAUAUGUCAAAUACUUACUUCUUGCAGCACUUCUAAUAAUGAACCGAAAUCUGUUUCUAAAUCGUCAGAUGUAUUCAGCAUUACUAAUAAUGAUAAUACCAAUAAUAAUAAAUCACAUUCUACAACAACAAAUAUUAAUAAAUCUUCUAUUAGUAAUCGAUAUCCUCAAUUUGAAUGUGUACGUACUCCAACACAAGAAUCCCAUUCAUUUAUACCUCCUGAAUUACUUGAUUGUUGUGAAUCUAAUCAAAAACAACAAUCACUAUUGAAUAAAAAUCAAUCAGAAUAUUGGGAUAAAUUUCAUACAUCAACACUAUUACGUGAAACAAUGAUUAAAAUAUCAAAACGGUUGAUAAAAACUGAAUCUAUACCAAUUGUUGAUACACAUUGUCAUUUUGAUUUAAUUUUUGAUCGUCUUUAUAUCAAACAUAAUAAUUUAAGUCAAUAUUUUGAUGAUUAUAGAGAUUUGUAUCCAUCUGGUCUUUCAUUUGAAUUAGCUAUUCAUGUAUUUUGGAGACCAAGACAUUUAAUUGAAGAUAAAUGGAUAAAAUGGUAUUCAAAAUAUUUAAAUGAUG